AGGUUGGGCUGUUGGGCUUGAUGGAAAGUAUCGUAUCGAUAGCAUUGGAGUCCUCUGUCCUCGCACUCUCUCUUGUAUCUAUCUCUCACCAUGACGAGCCGCUCGGUUAGCUUUGGCGACGUGGAGGAACAGUACUACGACGGUGGUUACGACGAAGAGUACAAUGCAGAUGACUACUUUCAAGAAGGUGCGGAAGGCGCCGACGGAGCGAACCCAGAAGGAGAAGAAGAGCAGCCCAACAACAAAAAGGGACGAUCCUCUUCUGCGUCUCAAUCUUCCAUCAUGUGUCCCAAUUGUGGCUCUAGGAACAUUGAUUCGGAUCCAGCAUCAGGAGCUUCUGUCUGUACGGAAUGUGGUGUCGUCGUGGAAGAAUCUGCCAUUGUGUCGAGUGUCGAAUUCGUCGAAGGCGCCGGUGGAUCUAGUAGUAUGGUGGGGCAAUUUGUUUCCGCCAAUUCCAGCAAGGCAUUCACAGCGGGGGGUGGAGGUCGCUAUGGAUACAGCAAGGACUCGAGAGAAAACACACUGGCAAAUGGACGUCGACGGAUUCAAGAAGUUGCCAGUCGAUUGCGGCUCGGCAAUCAUUUUGUGGAUGCGGCACAUCGACUGUUUACCGUGGCCGUGGAAAAGAACUUUGUGCAGGGUCGAAGAACCAUCAUUGUCGUAGCCAGCUGCCUGUACAUUGCUUGUCGACAGGAAAAAUCACAGCACAUGCUCAUUGAUUUCAGUGACGCGCUGCAAGUCAAUGUCUACACCAUUGGAACAACCUUUCUCAAGUUUCGACGCCUGCUGGGAUUGAAAUUGGAAAUUAUUGAUCCGGCACUCUAUGUCUACCGAUUUGCGGCACAUUUGGAUCUAGAUGAAAAAGCCAAUGCGGUCGCCAUGACGGCAUUGAGACUGGUGGCACGCAUGAAACGAGAUUGGAUCGUCACGGGUCGCAGACCCGCUGGAAUUUGUGCUGCCGCGUUGCUCAUUGCGGCGCGGACACAUGGCUUUUCACGGCAUCAUCAGGAUGUGACACGAAUCUUGCGAGUCUGUGGAUUGACAGUCAACACGCGAGUGAGGGAAUUUGAGAAUACACAAACAGCAACAUUGACCCUGACGCAAUUCAACAAUGUCGAGUUCGAGACGGAGGCAGACCCACCAAUCUACACCAAGAACAAAGUCCUAGAAGCAAGGGCAAAGGCCAUUCAAGAGAAUAACGUUGAACUCUUGACCAGUGGGGCGCUCGAUGAUCCGUUGGGAGGGAAACAUGCUGCCAAGUGGAGAGAUCCGAAACGACGGCUAAAGGCAGUCAAAAACAAGGAGCUAUACAAAUCGAUCGAGGAAGCCCUGGCUGCUGAGAACGAUGGGGAACAGCCAAUGCUGCUAGAGAAUGGCACUGGCGAAAGCAGCAACGACAACAACAAUGAUUCUGAUGGAAAAGCGGCUGCCAGCGGAGCGGCCGAGAAGAAUGACGAUGAACCGCAAGAGAGCUCGGACAAGAAUGACAAGACGACCGAAGAGGAGAGCAAUGAUGCAGUAUCCAAGCAGAAGUCUACAGAGGAAGAUGACGAGGACGAUGGUGGUGGAAAACCAUCACCUGCUGAAAAAGAACAGCAGCAAAAAAAGCAACAACAGCUAAUUGUACAUCCCAACUCAAACAGUGACAAGCAGGUGGGUUUAGCUGCCAACGAAGAAUGGUCCUCUGUUUAUCCUCGGGGCCGACACGGUAGACAAAUCGUUUUGGCUGAUGAGGCAACACUCGAAGAAAUGCAAAAGCCUACCGCUCCAGUGGAAGCACAGCUUAGCCUAAGUAAGUGGAAGGAGGAACUUCCGGAAUCAAUCAGCGACGAAAUCGAGAGCAUGUUUCGAAGUGAUGAAGAGGUGGCCCAGAAGGAGGUGAUCUUCAAUAAAAUCAACAAGGAGUAUAUUGAACAGCAAGAACGCAAAGAGAACGACCGGCUCAACUCGGAAGCUAACUUCAAAGGACGAGAAGAUGAUGAAGCCGCUCAGGCAGAAGGACAUGCUCGCUACAUGAAGUCCAACCGUGGUAGAAAGAAGAAACGCUCUGGUGGGGAUGAGCUCACAACGGAGGAAGCGCUGUUGGAAGCGGUCUCAAAUCGCAAGAUUAGUCGCAAGAUCAACUAUGAUGCAAUGAGUGCCGUCUUUGAUGAUGACGGGACGUUUGCCACGGAUACUUCACAGGGAACGGACGAGCAAGAGCUGCAACUUGGUGAAUUGUAAUGUAAUAACAAUGGUUUGGGGAUUUAUCUGGCAGCUGCCGAAGAUUUCUUCGAUGUCUUUUCUCUACCGGCUUUCCAUCA
This is a messenger RNA of Seminavis robusta, 2303 nucleotides long. NCBI's taxonomy places the organism in Eukaryota, Bacillariophyta, Bacillariophyceae, Naviculales, Naviculaceae. The record is from the annotation of a GenBank genome assembly.